Colletes gigas is the source of this 3110-nucleotide messenger RNA. RefSeq names its product UBA-like domain-containing protein 2. The record is from RefSeq and is a predicted model, not a curated record. The transcript has 4 exons. NCBI's taxonomy places the organism in Eukaryota, Metazoa, Arthropoda, Insecta, Hymenoptera, Colletidae. The coding region runs from base 480 to 908 and encodes 142 amino acids. Gene Ontology annotation, molecular function: protein binding.
AAUUCCAACUUGACCAAUUCUAGAACGUAAACACGUAAUUUAUUGAAAGCAAGAACACGAGAAUAUUCGAAAAAAAUCAGGUACUCGGAGAUGCACGAGUGGAUCGUUUGUCACUUCGAAACAUUUUACACUGUUUAUUAUGUAUGAAAAUAAACAAUCGAAACGGAGAGCGUGCACGGUAAAAAGAACGUCCCCAAACAUAGGGGAGGCGGUACGCUCGCUCGCAAAGAACUGGUAGUGACGUCACACCAUCCUCGUCUCUUACGUUCCGUAACCCGCGGUGUCCAUCAGCCGACUGCGAUGAGUUUAGUUUUGAAAACAAGAGGCUGGUCGCCGCUCGUUGGCCGCGCUCGCGUCUAAACGAAAGCUCGAGGCAGAGUCAAAGCUCGGUGAUACGGAAGAUUGUGCCGUACUCGUGUCUUGUGCGUGCCUCGUUUCGUCUGGUAUUUUCUCCCUUUUCGGAAAAACGUGACGAAAACAUGGACGCCCUUCGCGAGCAAGUGAUGAUCAAUCAGUUCGUACUGGCCGCAGGUUGUGCCAGAGAGCAAGCGAAACAGUUGCUGCAGGCGGCACACUGGCAAUUCGAGACUGCCCUCAGUAUUUUCUUCCAAGAGGCUGCGAUACCUCCAUGCGCGCAAGGACCUGGUACGCAUUUCGGCCAAAUAACGCCCUGCAACACACCGGCCACGCCGCCAAAUUUUCCUGACGCGCUUCUCGCGUUCUCCAAAAUGUCCGCAGGAGAGAAAACUCCCUCGGGAAUGUCCCCGAGUCAGAACGGAUUGCACCAAAACUCGAUGCAGAUGGGGUCGACGGCGCAACAUCACGGUGGCCGGUGUAGCGUGACCGGGAACGCGCAACAACAGACGCAGAGUCAACAACAAUUUGGCCUAGGCGAGCCGCAGAGAUAAAAGAAACUGGUCACUCGGCGGCCCCGUGCGCGUGAUCCCGAGAUCGCUAUGCGAUAUGCACGUUAACGGCGUUUAAAAGAGGAUGCAAUGGUUUCACGAAAAAAAUCUACUGCUCCCAAGAGUUACGCGCUGUUACGACACGAGCGAUUAUACCCCGAGAUUCGCACACGCUCGUAUCCUCAUCCUCAAAAGGACGCAUGAUUUCCUUAAAGAUACGCGCACACGCGUAUGCGCACCGAAAAGAGGUUAGAUUUAUUUAGCGCGUGCGCGCGGGUAGAAGAGGCGAUCUCCGUAAAACGGUCCAUCGCAUCGAAUCAUGGUGUAUAUGGAUCUCUAGUAGCCGGUUACGACCCUCGAUUGUUUGUUGUUCUUUGAUGGUGCAUCGAAUGUCAAAUCGUGUGAUCGACCAAGCCUCCCGGAGCUCUCGUAACCAUUUUUCUUCCGUCGAUAUACGUGUAUGGUAUGUCAAGUGAUGUACCCAGAACGCGAGAGCAGAGGCUGCAAAGACUAUUAUCUUAUUUUUUUUUUUUUUCUCACCUUUAAAACGCGCUGGGACGGUUAGUUCCUACAAUUAUGAAAGACAGCGAUACUCCUUUAGCGUUUAUAAAACAAAAGUUAGUAUGCAUCCAGAAUGCCGCUUGAUUGUAAAUGAGUAGCGAGAAGCCUCCUCCACCGUCCCGGGUAUCUUCCUCGUUGUUUCUCGAUCUACAGACUCGCGGCUAGAUAGGAAACAUUUGCGGUCCGAGUACCGCGGAAGUCAAAUGAGAAAUUUAAUAUCACUUCCACGUCAUAGUACAAAAAAAAUUGCCGGCACUGGAUAGCGUUUAGCGAAGAAAGUUAGGUUUCUUAUUUUGUUAUAGACGAACCCAGAAAUAUUACAAAUCUAAUUAAAUUCUAUUUAACAUCGACUGAUUAACAGAUCGAAAAAGAACUCGACGAAACUUGUAUUUCUUGUCGCCCUAUUUUCGAACGAUGAUCGAACUUGAUCAAGAGAUCGACACGAAAUCUGAUAUUGUUCUGUUUUGUUUUGUAACGAUAACGUGUAAACGAAUUAUUCAUGCUCGUCGUGAAGCGAGCGACGAAUAAAAGAAGAAAUACAAGAGGCUAAUCAUAGUGAACAAGAAACUACCACGAAUUAUAGUUAUGUAAAAAAAUGUAAAAAUGAACAUAUUCAUUAUGUAAUGUCCAUUAGAUGUAUUUAUAUAAAGUUAUUGUUUAAAAAAUUACGAAUUUCCAAUCGUUAUUCACAACAGAGAGAUGACUUGCUCAGAUUGUGGUAUCCAGUGUGGGUCAUUUUUUUUUUCUAUUGGGAAAAUAAGCAGUGGAGCCAUAUUAGCUGAGCUGUUUCAUCGUCAAUUGAAUUUACAAAAUACGAAUUACAAAUAGAGAUUUCGUACUGCCUGUUUCACGUAUAAAUGAUUUCAUCAUAGAAUUUUCAUAUUAUUCGCAGAAAUUCUUGUACGGCAGCUUGCAUAAUUCACCGCAGAUCAAUAUACAAUAAAAAUGAUUUUUCAUUCAAUCAUCUUUGUUUAUAGUAUGCCAAUCAAUAACGUAAUGCUAAAAUUUAUUUACAUUUUUCGCUCGAACGAUUGUUUUCCACAACAGUGUAUUUAAUCUCACAGCGCAUCUACAAUUCGUAUUUAGUUUGAGAGACAGUGUGAAAGAAAAUAUUACAAAUGGAUGAUAGGUAUCCAACAAUGAAGCUUUGCUGUGAAAAAAUUUAUCUAAAGUUCAAUUAAUCCAGUCAUAGUUUGUAAAUUGUUUACACACAAUUUAUAAUCGUAGCUUCGAAAAAUGCAGUAAAAGAUACUGUGAUCAAGUGUAAACUAAUUUUCAUGGAUGGAAUAGUUCAAAUAUUCGAGUUUCGCUGCAGCUUCAUCACUAUGCAUUCAUUUAUGUAAAUAUGACAGAAUUAUGGUCAUACAGAAUUUAGUACGACGAGAUGUUUUUCUGUAAGGUGUAUACGCUUUAAAUAUCUUCCCUGUGUUUGUAACGUAUAGACCAGUGUCCCGAAAUUUAUUUACCGCAAAAUAUAGUUUAUGUGUUAUACUUUGUUGUUGUGACCUGAUUGUAAAAUGUGUAUAAUGUAUUGAAAUUACAUUGGCGUGAUACAAUAUUUUUUUAGAAGAUAUUUUGUUUGUCCUAGAGGCACACAAAUUCCGGAACACUGGUCUCGACUAUUAUGAAAAUACUAUUAUGUUA